UAUAAUUCCAGGGAAACUUUCCUCUCUCCUGAAGCUCUGGUUUUUAGUGCAGAGGGUGGGAUGGUCACUACAGCACUAAUGCUGCUUCCCUUUGACACAGCGAGGUGCUCAGGAGUUGGGGCUCAGGUGAGAUGAGGCAGUAAAUGCUGCUGCCCCCUGCUCUCCACCCUGUCCCUCAAUGCCACUUUGAGCUGUGAUGCUACCCGACACAUGCUGUGUGGUCUAAAAAGCCAGGGUAAGUAACAAAGCAUUGGGGUUGCUGACUCUCAUCAGGCUGUUGAUAGCGACAUUUAUCAGGGACCUGCUUCUGUAACUUCUCCCACACCAGCUGCAGCCUGUGACCAGCAGGCAGGCUGUUUCCUCAGCUUCAGAGGCUUCACACGCUCGCCAAGCUCCUGCUUUCUGUCACCAGGCAAAGCUGAGCAGGCCCCUGUCCAGUGCUGUGAUGUGGCACAUCCCCUGGUCCUAAACUGUAGGGCUGCGGGGUGCUGCUUCUGAACAACAGCACUACUGGUGUAUUGGCAAUCAACGUCAGUACCAAUGGGAUGGUACAGGCCAAAUGGGAGGGGUUGUCUCACAGCAUGUAUGCAUCUGUACUGAUUACAUGAGACCCCAAAGCGAGGCGUCUAGGAAGCAGAACCAAAAUCUCGUUGUGUGAGUGCUGACUGAGAGAUGAGUGGAGGCUCACCUGAGUCCUGUGCCGUAUUCCUGCACCUUUGCUGUGGCCAAGGAGCAGCUGGAACCCAAGAGGCAGGGCAGGAGCUGUGCCUGCCAUAUGCAGACCCCAAAAUGCAGGGGGAGGCAGCUCUCUGAUCCCCAGCCUCCCAGCAGGAGCAGCCCUUUAAGGAAGAGGCAGGCACGUAGCCUGGAUGCUGCCCAGCACAGACCCAGCAGCCACGUCAAUGUCCCAGGGUGGGCUGUGCCAGCCUGGCACAGAAAAAUCCUCCCCAGGGCAGAGAGAAGCUGAUUGAGCUCGCUGGCUCCUGCUCUGCUCCCCUUUUUUGCAGGACAAAUGAGAAGCAGCUGCCUCCAAGCGUGAGAUUUUGGGGUGUGCGUCAGAGUAAGGGAUGCCUGACAGCAAAACGCCUUGCCCUGGUUCCUGCCUGGGGAGCUGCAAUGUCAAGUGAAAUAACCUUCCAGGCUGCCUUUGGUGCAGAGGUCCUUUGGCUUAUGGUAUUGCUUUCUGUCUGGUGAGCUGUCUGUCUCCUGUAUGCCUGAUCUCAGGCUUUCUUUGCUCCUUUUUUUCUUUUUUUUUUUUUUUUUCCUCUUUGGGCUGGGUUGUGCUCUGCCUUUAAUGCAUCGGGAAGCCAUACGCAAUGAGGAGACUCUCAUCAUCUGUGCAUCAGGGCGAAUUACUGACUGAGUGCUGAGCAGCCACGGUAUUGAUUCAGACCGUAGCCCAGUCUCUCCGCCUGCCGCCCGGCGUGGCUGGCUGCAUCCUUCUGGUUCGCCGCAUUUAAUCGGCUUCCCGGAGCUGCCAAGCAGAGGGGGGAGUUGGAACCAAACCCAUCUGCGAUGUUUGCUUCAAAAUCCAGCUCCGUGUCCCCUUCUCCGUCCAUGGACCAGGCAGAUUCGGAUGCCCUGGACAUCAGCACCAAAGUGCAGCUGUACGGCGUGCUCUGGAAGAGACCCUUCGGGAGGCAGUCGGCCAAGUGGUCCAGGAGGUUCUUCAUCAUUAAGGAGAGUUUCCUGCUCUACUAUGCUGAGAGUGAAAAGAAGAACUUUGAAAGCAAUAAAUACUUCAAUAUCCAUCCCAAGGGUGUUAUACCCCUAGGGGGCUGCAUCGUGGAACCCAAAGAAGAGCCCAGCAUGCCUUACGCCAUAAAGAUCUCUCAUGAAGACUUCCACGGUAACAUUGUUCUAGCAGCCGAGUCAGAGUUUGAGCAGGCUCAGUGGCUGGAGAUGCUGCAGGAGUCUGGAAAAGUUACCUGGAAGAAUGCCCAGCUGGGAGAAGCCAUGAUCGAGAGCCUGGAGGCCCAGGGACUGCAGCUGGCCAAGGAGAAACAGGAAUAUUUAGAUAAGCUGAUGGAAGAAACAGAGGAGCUGUGUCUGCAGAGGGAGCAGAAAGAGGAACUGGAACGCCUGAACCAGGUUCUGGAAGCGGAGAAGCAGCAGUUUGAAGAGGUGGUACGGGAGCUGCGGCUGGAGCAGGAGCAGAUCAAGCGGGAGCUAGAGCUCACAGCCCGCUCCCUUAAAGGAGUGGAGGAAGAAAAGAAAGAGCUGCGAAGCCUGACAGAGUCCUUACAGAAAACCCUAGAGGAGCUCUCCCUGGAAAAGCAGCAAAUGCUGGAGAUGAUGGAAGAAAAUGAAAACCAGUUCCCACCUCCAACCAGCCCUAACAAGGAGCAAAGCCCCAGCUGGGGACUGCACUGCAGCCUGCGACAGAUCGAAGAGAAGAUGCAACAGCUUCUGGAAGAGAAACUCCUGGCAGAGAAGAGGAUGAAGGAGAACGAGGAGAGGUCCCGAGCCCUGGAAGAGGAGCGGGAGUUUUACUCUUCCCAGUCACAGGCGCUGCAGAACUCACUCUCAGAGCUGACUGCAGAGAAGCAGCAGACAGAGAGGGAUCUCAAGGCUGAGGUGAAGAUGCGCAUGGAUCUGGAGAAGAGACUGAGGGAAGCUGAGGAAGCGUUGCAGCGCUUGGAGCAAGGUUUAAAUUCUCUGGAUCGCAACAAGGAGAAAGAGGAGAAGAUGAAAGCAGAUGUCAGCCAUUUGAGAAGGUUCUUUGAAGAGUGCAUCCGCAACGCUGAGCUGGAGGCCAAGAUGCCUGUGAUCAUGAAGAACUCAGUGUACAUCCACAAGGCUGCCACUCGCCGCAUAAAGAGCUGCCGCCUUCACCGCCGGAGAACCAGCACUUCGUGGAAUGACUUGAAGCAGUCCCAGUCCUUCAUGUUCUCGCAUGCAGAAGCUGAAAACAUUGAGGAGCUGAAGGAGGCAGCCAAAAGACUGAGCCGGCACCACCACUUCCGCGAGACUCUCUACCAAAUCAUGAGGUCACAAAAAGAUUCAGCUUCAGGGAACGAAAAGUGACUCUUGCUGGGAGGGGACUUCUGAUCUCAACUUGCCAUUCAGCUCUGCAAAAGCUAAGCCAUCAGGCACUAGGGUCAGAAGGGAGAUAUGUCCUUUGGUGAGGAAGGUGAGGCGAAGUUGUGUGUAGGCAAUUCCCUCAGUUAGUGGCUUUGCUUUACUUUGGAUGCUCCCCGUAGCCUGGCAGACCUCCCCUGCUGACCACUGCAGAUCACAUCUCUUAGCUUCAGCUGCUUACGUUUUGCCAAGAUACCAUGUGACAGUGACCACAGACCUUAGCUUAGGAAGUGCCUCUUUUCUUUCCUGCCUAGUCUGCCUGCCCGACACGAGUGCUUCUGAGAAACCCGUCGUUAGUCCAUGGUCCAGCUGGAGCAGCCACCCGAGCCGGGCAGAGCUUGCCCUGUUUUGCCUGAUCUCCACUAGGAACUGGCUCGCUGAGCACCCCUGCUCAUCAGCACUUCCAUGGGGCAUGCUUCAUGGCACACUUCUUGAAGACUGCAGCAGCCCCAGCCUCCCAGGCACAGGCUGUAAUAUCAGCCACGGGGCAAGCUCCUGAUGCAGCAACAUCUCAAGCAAGCAGUAGCAGCGCAAGGUGAAGGCAACCUGGGGAUGCUGUGGAUUUGGCUCCAAGAAGAAUCACGUGCAAAGUAGAUCCUAUAGGUAACUCAGCAGCAUUGCUGCAAGCUGGAGGGAGGGUAAUGCUAUGCUGGCUGUGGUUACAACAUCCUGAGGCCACCUUUGCACUUUUUUGCACUGGAACAGCUGGCCGUGUCGCUGCUGGGAGGAGGAGCACAGCUAUGUACAGAAGGUGCUAUCUACAGGCAAGUUCAAUGUGUAGGAGUCUUUGACUCAGCUCUGGUGGCUUCCUCAUCACCUCUGGAAAACAAGCUUCAGGACAGGUGGAUGAGGACUGUCCAGCAAUGAAACCUGCCAACACUUUGCAACUUAAACGCUGUCAGCAGCAGAAUGUCAGGGCAGUGCAGCUGUGGGAAAAUCCACCUGUGUGUGGGCUGCAGUGAAUGGUCUGUACCCAGGACUUUGUACUGCUCUCUGCCAGCUCUCUUAGUUGCAGCCUGGGCUAUCUUGGUGCAGCCUGGGCCUCCAGCAAGUCAAGGCUGGAAUGGGAGAGGCGCUGGGGGCAGCUUGUUCAGCGGUGGGCUUCUGGUUGGCCUCUGUGUGUUCCCCAGUGCUCACCACGAGGUUAUUACAGCAGAGGAUUUGGCCUGCAGGUGGUUAUCUUGUAUGUUACAAAAGAGGGAUGGCUUUGCUGUGCAAACCUUACAGCCUCUCCCACUACUCCUUUAUGCAAGUAGCUGGCUAAUAAUUAUCUGUGCUAUACUAUCAGCACUGCUUAGUACUCACAGAGCCCAUGACAAGCACACUCAGCGACACUUAUCCCUGUGAUAUAAAUCAGGAAACAAAGCCAUAAAAGAUACAAAGGUGAUGAAUCUAGCAGUAGAGGGGCUUGGGAAUCUGAAGUGCAGGUUUACUGGGCUUCUCAGGGCUGUAACACUCACCAGUUCCCCUGGGUAUUACACAUGCCCUCUGUGCCAAGUGACACCAAGGGGCUGAUAGCCUGCCCUGUGUGGUGGGUUGUGACACAGGCCAGCCCCAGGCUGUGCUUCUGGCCACCAAAUUCAUUCAUUACCAGUCCAGAGCUGUUUUUUCCCUUUGCACUGCCCUAACAUCAUAUCUGGCUAUUUUCCAGUUACAAGGUCUUUGUUGUGUGGUGCUGGAAAGUACAGACAAGAGUACAGCCAAAGAAUGCAUCUGCAGCCCAGGCAGUUAGGAAAAUCACCCAGUGGCUUGUGAAUGCAGCCCCUUUGGUCUAUUACCAUCAAAUGCCACAACAUCAGAAUUUACACAAUUAUUGUACUCAGGAGGCGGCCACAGCGGGUCUUCCUUUACCCUGCAUAUUGACAGCAAUAAAUAAAUAAAUAAAAGUUAUGCGGAUGCUA
Messenger RNA from Anas platyrhynchos (mallard), 4982 nucleotides. RefSeq names its product pleckstrin homology and coiled-coil domain containing D1 (gene PLEKHD1). NCBI's taxonomy places the organism in Eukaryota, Metazoa, Chordata, Aves, Anseriformes, Anatidae. The record is from RefSeq and is a predicted model, not a curated record.